AUGGUGCCAGGCACUGAAGCAGGGGAUUCAGCUGACUGGCUAUGGAAGACCAAGUACAAGAUUGCGGUGGGCGCCGCAGUGGGUGGUCUCGCGUUCUUUGCUCUCUUCCGGUACCACGUGUGCACCCCCAGCCAGUACCUGGUCAAAACGGGGCUGGGCAUCCCGGACAUGGCCAUCGCGCGCAAGACAAUGCAGUGGCCCUGGCAGGAGGUGCGCACGUACAACAUGGCCCCGCUCAACUACUCGUUCCACCUGAACAACAAUAUGUCCUCCGAGAUGGUGCCCUUCCGCCUCCCAGUGAGCUUCACGAUUGGCCCCAAAGAUCCACGCGAGGACUUGGAGGGCUUCAAGACGUAUGCCACCAAGCUGGGCGACCUGCCGCCGGAGAAGGUCGAGGCCACCAUCGGGGGGGUCAUCCACGGCGAGACUCGCGUCUUCUCCGCGGGUUUGACCAUCCGGGAGAUGUUCGAGGACCGCGAGAAGUUCAAGCGGACGGUGCAGGACAAGAUCCAGCACGACAUGAACGCCUACGGCUUGAAGAUUUACAACGCCAACAUUGCGGAGAUGGCGGACCAGGACGAGCAGACGCGCUACUUCCAGAACUUGCGACAGAAGGCGCUCGAGGGGGCCAACACCGAGAUGCGCAUCCAGCGCGUCGCGCACUCCGAGAAGGACCUCGCCAUCGUACGCGCGCAGUGCGAGCGCGAGCGGCUGCUGGCAGAGAUCGACGUCAGCAUGGCGACGGACAAGCGCAAGGCGGAGCUGGAAACGGAGGUGGAUCGCGCGCGCACCGCGCAGCAGAUUGCGUACCUGCAGUCCACGCAGGAUCAAAAGUACUGGCUCUGA
Messenger RNA from Klebsormidium nitens, 846 nucleotides. The record is from the annotation of a GenBank genome assembly. Lineage: Eukaryota; Viridiplantae; Streptophyta; Klebsormidiophyceae; Klebsormidiales; Klebsormidiaceae.